Molecule: messenger RNA, 1535 nt
Organism: Hypoxylon fragiforme
Lineage: Eukaryota; Fungi; Ascomycota; Sordariomycetes; Xylariales; Hypoxylaceae
Exons: 3
Coding region: 247-1338 (363 amino acids)
Biological process (GO): regulation of DNA-templated transcription
Molecular function (GO): zinc ion binding; DNA-binding transcription factor activity, RNA polymerase II-specific
Source: RefSeq, a predicted model, not a curated record
AGAGUCACAUUUUAUCAACGAAAUUCCUCGAAUAAUAUUUUAUCUCUUCCCUUCCCACCCCUUUCACUGUUUGAUUCAUAUUCGUUCCUCGGUUUGAGUUCCGGUAUUGGAUUUCAUAAUCAGUUACAUCUAUAUUUUAUAGCUAUCUCAUAUUGAAUUUCAGCUCACUUACAUACCUCCACUACUCAAGUAUAUCUCAACUCGGUCUUACUUGAGUGUCUCCCGUGUUAGUCGGAAUCUCCCAAAAUGGAAAGUGGGAUGCCAACGCCUCCCCUUGAGGACAACAUGAAUAUGAAGACCACAACAUCAUCCAAGAGGAAUACUGCUUCUAGUAACAAAUCUGUGAAGCCAAUACAUCGAGGCGGCAAGCGAGCUGCCAAUCAUCUCGCCCACUCUCCUUCUCACGACCACCCGCCCCUCUCACCGCAUGCCAUUGACAACAGGCAUAAGCGAGUAUGGAAAGCUUGUGAGCGAUGCAGAAUGAAGAAGACAAAGUGUGACGGAGAGUUCCCGUGUAAGAGGUGUAAGGAUGAUGGCUUGGUAUGUACAGCAGGUACACGAAAGAAGACGGAAUACAAGCAGUUGCCUAGAGGGUAUGCGGAGGUUUUAGAAAAUACGCAGUUUGCCUUGAUUGCCACCGUACACAAGCUAUACGCCAUGGUCAGGAAUGGGCAAUCGUGGGACUUGGGAGAGCCGGAAUUGAAUGAGAGGGGUCAGCCUAUCAUUCACAACAUCGCAACGAAGCUCGGGUGCAUACGACCCAAUGCGGACGCCGACCUCCCCCCUCAUUCAGUUUUCCCAGAAGAUGAAGCAGGAUUAGCGAAACUAGCUGCCGAGCUAGAUGUGCAACAGCAGGAAAGAGAAACGCAUUCGACAGAACACCGAUCCGAAACAGAUUCAAAUUCCACGAGAACGGAUCGGGCAAGCUCUUCGGAGCUUGACCACUCGGACUUCGAGCAGGAUUACAGGAAGGUGAUGCUAGGUGGGCAAAAUUUGCAGACAAUGUCACCUCAGAGCUUAACAUACGAUCUGGAUACCAAUACUAUACAAUCCGAAAUCGAGUCGCCCGGGAGUCUUUUCGCCGUCCAAUCACCCUCAGCUCCGUCGUCUUUUCCUACGUGGAACAUGAGCAGACCUAGCUCGAUAGACCUAUCACCGCAAUUUAUACAAGGGAUGGAUAUAGACAUGGCAGAGAUCAUGUUGAGUCAAGGGCUCGUCGAGUCGGAAUUUGGCACGAUUAAGCCUCACAUGAUACAAUGUCCAAACCCCGAGGUGAUGCUGGGGGUUGGAGAUCCGAUGAUCUACUCGGGAUACAAUAUGGAAUCAUUACGAUCAUGAAUAUGAACACGGAUAGGUCUAGACUGGCGUUGACGUCCUGGUCACGGGGCAUACGGGAAAGGCGAAAAAGGGGGGCUGCAAUCGUUUUCGACUCAUAUACACACUUCGUUUAUUGCACGGCGUUUAUGGGUUUGGCUGGCUGAGCUGGCUGGCAGUGAACAAGCAAUCGCAUCCUUUACACACGCAACACACAACAC